Molecule: messenger RNA, 1262 nt
Organism: Salvelinus fontinalis (brook trout)
Lineage: Eukaryota; Metazoa; Chordata; Actinopteri; Salmoniformes; Salmonidae
Product: ninjurin-2-like
Exons: 4
Coding region: 223-621 (132 amino acids)
Biological process (GO): cell adhesion; tissue regeneration
Cellular component (GO): membrane
Source: RefSeq, a predicted model, not a curated record
CCUGCAUUUCUUAAAAAUGCUCUGCCAGCUUUUCAGCGUUUUUAGUUCAAGUUCCACACAAGGCACAGUUUUAGCUUGGCCAUCAGGGGAGACACAGGGAAGGCACAGGGAAGGUACACAGACGGAGAGAGAUCGGAAAAUAGGGAUAAAAGAGCUUAAACUGGUCGAUUUCUUUGCCACAAGCACAGGGCCCUUAAAGAUCUGGUAGCUGUCUUGACUUCCAUGAUGUCAACAACAAGAGGACGCGCAGAACGGCAGGGUGGUAACACCAGUCUGAAUCUGAACCACUAUGCCACUAAGAAGACGGUGGCAGGGAGCAUGUUAGAUGUGGCCCUGCUGAUGGCCAACGCUGCCCAGCUGAAGGCCGUCCUGGAACAGGGGCCAGACUUCAGGUACUACGUCACCGUCGUGGUCCUCAUCGGGUCUUCCCUGCUCUUCCAGGUGCUGGCUGGGGUACUGUUUGUCGCCAUGGCACGUAAGGACCUGAACGACGUAGCCAACCAGAGGAAGCUGGACAUCAUGAACAACGUGGCCACCGGCCUUGUCUUCAUCACCGCCAUCAUCAACAUCUUCAUCACCGCAUUUGGAGUGCAGAAAACUGGCUUGUACCCCAAAACCUAGACUGAAGACUGGCCUGUACCCCAAAACCUAUACAGUAGACUGACCUGUACCCCAAAACCUAGACAGAAUACUGACCUGUACCCCAAAACCUAGACUGAAGACUGGCCUGCACCCCAAAACCUAUACAGUAGACUGACCUGUACCCCAAAACCUAAAGUGAUAUACUUCAGCGAUAUUAUCUUUUAAAACAUGGCAAUACGGGUUUACUAUUGUAACUUUUUUUAUCAGAAGAGAUUUGUAAAAGGAAGAUAUUAAUAAUUGUAAAUGUCAAAAAGCAGAAUUGUCUUAUUCUAAUGUGUAUGGCUCAGAAAUCAAAUUAAAGACAAGUGUUUGGGCUACAGAUCAGUCUCUGUAGACAAACGGGUUGCCUCCCACAAUUUAACAAUGUUCAAGCAUGUCCUUGGUCUGGGAUUUCCAAGAAUGGCUACAGACCAAUGGGUCUUCUGAUAAUAUAAGGGUCUUCUGAUAAUAUAAGGGUCUUCAGAUAGGGGAAAGAUAAUAUAAGGGUCUUCAGAUAAUAUGAGGGUCUUCAGAUAAUAUAAGGGGAAACAGUGACUACUAGUGGUCUGUAUUUGACUAAUAAAGAAGGAUACUCACUGUGUCCAAAGUGUGUCUCUAAUGCAAUAAAGUCCAUACAACAA